Molecule: messenger RNA, 1170 nt
Organism: Paramecium tetraurelia
Lineage: Eukaryota; Ciliophora; Oligohymenophorea; Peniculida; Parameciidae
Exons: 3
Molecular function (GO): nucleic acid binding; zinc ion binding
Source: RefSeq, a predicted model, not a curated record
AUGAGUGGUCUUUACAAUUAGUUCGAUCUCAAUAACUUCUUGCCAAGCGCAUAUGUAGUGGAAGCCUUACCGUUGUGUUCCAUCCAAGAAAAUUAAGUUAGAUCUGAGAGAGUGGGGGACCAAGAUGCUCGCAUCUACAGUGUGUACAAUCAGAGCAAAGAUAGAAUCACGCAAUAAACCAAUCUGGUAGAUAAGAUUGCCAGAUUCGUUAAAGAGGAUGAAGAGAAAGAAGAAGAUCCAGAACAAUCAGCUGAAGUGCAGACCAGAUACUUUAAUCUCGAUAGUAUUGAUGUACUCUCGAAGGGAGUAUGUAGAAGAUGCAAAAAACCUGGCCAUUUUGAAAAAUGGUGUGUUGAAGACAUUGCUGAAUCUAAAGUGACUUGUCGAUUUUGCUUGGGAGAUCAUUAUUUUUUAAAAUGCCCUAAUAGUUUGUGUUUCAAGUGCAACCAAGCUGGACAUAUGGCAAAGGAUUGUGAUGUAGAGGGUAUCAAAUGUCAUAGAUGCAACAAAAAGGGACACAAAUCUAAAGAUUGUAAUGACAAGUAAAGAUUAAAGGAUCUCUUGUGUUUGAACUGUCAAGAGAGAGGACAUUUGAAUUGUUUCUCAAAAGGAUACAAGAAAUACGAUCUACUAUACUGUGAAGGCAAGGAAUUAAGAGAAAGGGAAAAAAUGAAUAGAACCGAUCAUUCUUCAAAGGAUAAACAUAACAGUUAACAUCAUAAUAAUUAGGAUCGUCAUUAACAUCACAAUAAUUAGGAUCGUCAUUAAUAUCAUAAUAAUUAGGAUCGUCAUUAAUAUCAUAAUAAUUAAGAUCGUCAUUAACAUCAGAAUGAUUAAGAUCGUAAUUAACAUCGUCAUCAUUAACAUAAUAAUUAACAUCAUCAUUAACAUGAUAAUCAUCACAAUCAUUAAUAACAUAAUAAUUAAUAUGACAAUCAUCAUCAAUAAAAUCAUUAACAAUCACAUAAAUAAAAACAUUUGAAAGAAUAAACCCAAAAUUUACCUCAUAAAGUCAAUAAAACAAUCUAAAAAUAAAAGUAUCAGCAAUAAGACUCAUCUUCACAAUAUUCCAUGUGGUCAGAAGAAUCUCCAAAUACUAAAAGGAUGAAUAAUAAUAAAUAAAGAAAAAAUAAGAUUAAAUAGAAAAAGCAUUUCAAAUAAUUUAAUUGA